AUUCAUAACAUGGCAACAUUUUGUGUCGUCAUUUUUCCAUGUGACAACACUGUUGAUAUCGUUCGGGAGUCUUGGCUUUGUGGGCUCAAUGAUGACUUUGAGGAAUUGUGCAAAUUCCCCCCUGUAAAAGGGGAUAGGAAGAAACUCCAAAAUCUGCUGCUCCAGCAGGAGGAACCUCAUCCAUCGUGGCAAGAAUAUGUGAUAGUUGCCAAGCGAACUGGUAUCGAGUCAUACUCAGAGGCAGUCCGCUUACUAAAAAUAAUACAAGAGGACGAAGAUGGAGUUACUACAGACCCCGAGCAACUCGGCCGUGGUUGGCGGAGCCCCAAACGGAA
Bemisia tabaci is the source of this 335-nucleotide messenger RNA. NCBI's taxonomy places the organism in Eukaryota, Metazoa, Arthropoda, Insecta, Hemiptera, Aleyrodidae. The record is from RefSeq and is a predicted model, not a curated record.